AAAUGGGACCAGCUAGCGACCGAAUGGCAGUGGUCGACGCUAGACUCAAAGUACACGGUAUAUCUCGACUACGAGUGAUCGACGCCUCGAUUAUGCCGACCAUCGUUUCCGGGAACACGAAUGCCCCUACCAUAAUGAUCGCUGAGAAGGCCGCCGACAUGAUAAAGGAAGACUGGACGAAACUCGAUUAAGGAUUUAUUGGCUAUACAGUCAAUCCCAAGAGAAAAACGCAUUUCCUAUAAUUAAAAAGAAAUCAGACGUCGGAAU
This is a messenger RNA of Ceratina calcarata, 267 nucleotides long. Its product is annotated as choline dehydrogenase, mitochondrial-like. Gene Ontology annotation, molecular function: flavin adenine dinucleotide binding; oxidoreductase activity, acting on CH-OH group of donors. Lineage: Eukaryota; Metazoa; Arthropoda; Insecta; Hymenoptera; Apidae. Bases 3 to 191 code for a protein of 62 amino acids. The transcript has a single exon. The record is from RefSeq and is a predicted model, not a curated record.